AUGGCAGCUAAUCACAACAAAUACCCCAUUUCCUCGAACUCGCGCACGAAAUUGAAUGCCUUCCGCUUCCAGGACGUGGAUGAGAUCUCCAGCAAUGGGACUUGGAAGGACGGGUCCAAACCUGCUCACAGAAAUAAGGAGAAUCAAAGCUCAUGGUUAAAUGGCGUGAUUGAGCCGAUGCAUAAUCCAUCCGAAAAGAGCGACCCUCAGCCUCAGGGGGUUUCAGCUGCUUCUGCGAAGGAACUCAAGCCGGUCAAAGAAUGCCCACAGACUCCCGCGAAUCGAAUCCCUCUGGCGGACUUGAUCAGCAACGCCGAAGACUCAUUUGACCCCGCUCCGGGACCUGAGAUAACACCAGUUGAACAUGUUAUAUGGGAGCAUAUUCCUGCCAGCUCAAACCCCGAUGCAUCGUCUCAAACGCCAGCCAAUCGUCGAAAGAAGCGACGCCACCGCUCAUCUUCGCCGGGUACUCCCUCCCACAGUGCCUCCAAGAAACAGAAAGAACCUUUUGACCUCCAGUCAAUCCAGGCGCUUUUCAAGACCCCUCAGCAUGACCUGGCCGCCGAGUUAUGGAACAAUUACGUGGAUAAGAACAUGGUCGAAGGAUCUGAAGAUUUACCGCCACCUCGCCUCGCGAAUCUGCUUUCUUCUUCACCUCAAACGCCUGCUUCAAGAACAAGCCGGGACUCAUCUGGCUUGAGAAGGUCGAUCAGUUGCGCCGCUGAGUGGCCGACAUCACGAGGAAGAGAAGGCGAGUCCACCAACAAGACCCAGGCUCUGGCCGCGGGUCUGGGUGACACUGAAGCUGUCAAAGAAACCCUUCUCGGUCUGAGCGGCAUCAAUGCUGGGAAUGGUGCGGGCGCUGCAAUCCUAGAUUUAUCUUCUGAAUUCAGCGACGAUGGUCUUGACCAAGACCUCAUGAAUCUAGCUGAUGUCUCGGAAGAUCCUUUCGUCGAGACAGCGUCCAGUCGCAAUGGUUUUGAAUCACUAGGCUCAUCUGCCUGGUCAAAUCUAGCCGCUGAAAAACAACAACCAAGUCACCCAGAACAUGCAGAUGCCGUUGGUAAUCAACGGCCCAUCAUGCCUAAUAUUAUGAAUAACGACCCCAAACACGAUGAAUUAGACGAUUUUGAAGACGACUAUGGUGAUUUUGCCGAUGACUUCCAGGAUAUACUUGCGAAGUGUGAUGAGAAACAACAGAACGCCGCUCCCACAGGAUCCAUUCCUGCAGAACAACAAGCCAUAAAAAGAUCAAAUGUCUCCAUUCUUCCCACAGUGGCAGAGGAUGAAUUUUCCACGGAUGAGUUUGAUGAUGAUUUUGACGUGGAUGCCAUCGAACAAACCUUGAAGCAAAUUAGCCAGGAAGAAGCUCACAACCUCAAAGAUGGAAAAGCCAUAAAACGAUACCAGAUCAUUGAUACUGCCGAAAAAUUGUAUGUCACGCCGAAAGGACGUACCCAGCCCGAGCAGGUGCUAUGCGUCGAGGAUGAAAAGACAAGAACCCGCAAGGUUAUCAUUUUGCGCGAGUCUUGGUUUGAUACGCCUUGUAGCAAAGACUCAUAUAUCCAUCUAGUUGGAGACUUUGACUUGUCGGGCCAAUGCGUCGUUGAUAACACCAAACACAUGAUCAUUCUCCAUCCCGACCAUCUCAUUUCUGCUACUGUCGUGGCAGACUCGAUUGAUUGUCAGCGUCGGGCUGUUCUCCAGGAUCGUGUAAAAGCAUUCGGCCAGCUGGAGAAGCCGCAAGCAUUUGGUGUCUUCUUUCAUGAAGUCUUCCAAGAGGCAUUGCAGGCUAAUAAAUGGGAUUUGGGUUCGUUGAAGUCGGUGGUUGUGUCUGUCAUGGAGAAGCACAUAGAAGAGUUGUACUCGAUUAACAUGAGCGUCGCCGAAGCUGUGGCGGAGAUCAUGGGCAAGAUUCCGACCGUUCAAGCUUGGGCAAAUGUCUUUCUCCAAGCCACACCCCAGGCCAACUCCCUGGUGGAGGACCGCAACAGCUCCAAACUAAAUCUCAGCAUCAAUAAGUUGCUCGAGGUAGAAGAGCACAUCUGGUCACCGAUGUAUGGACUCAAAGGCAACAUUGACGCCACAGUUCAGGUUACCUCUCGUGGACAAGAUGGAGAUCAAAACCUCUUAGUUCCUCUGGAAUUGAAGACUGGAAAGCGAGACACGAACCAGGCCCAUCGGGCUCAAACAGCCCUCUACACUCUUCUGCUGUCGGACCGCUAUGAUGUCGAUGUCAAUUUCGGGUUGCUGUAUUACCUGGAGAACUCAAGAACCCUCAGCAUACGCGGCAUUCGGCAUGAGCUUUUACAGAUGAUACAAGUGCGAAAUCAAUUAGCAGGAUACAUUCGUGAAAGAUUGUUGCUGCCACCAAUGCUCAAGAAGGCGCGCAUGUGCAACAGAUGCUACGCGAAAACCCCUUGUCUGAUCUAUCACAAGCUAGCUGAAGAUGGAGAUGGCGAGACGAGUGCACUUGGUGAAGACUUUGAACUGGCUACCAGUCACUUAAAUCAUGGCGAUCGUGAUUUUUUCCGGAAAUGGGAUGAACUUCUCACGAAAGAGGAGGGCAAUCUGGUCAAGUUCCGAAGAGAGCUGUGGACCUUGCUGAGCAGUGAGCGAGAGCCCCUGGGCCGAUGCUUUGGUGAUGUCGUGAUUGAUCCCCGUUCUGCUUGCGAAGAGCCUAAUGGAACAAAAAUAAACCGCUAUCGUUAUACCUUUUUCAAGCGGCGGCCGCGUCCAAGCUUUUCUUUUGCAGAGUCGCAAAUUUCUGUUGGUGAGCCGAUCGUGGUCUCAGACCAAAAAGGCCACUUCGCGUUGGCAAAUGGUUAUGUUAUUCAAUUGAGCGCAUCGCACAUCACAGUCGCGGUUGAUCGGAAGCUGCACAAUGCAAGAGCACGCACCGUCGGCUUUGACGCAGUUAAAAAUCAGUCUUUCCGAGGAAUCAUGGAAAUUGGGAGCGGCGAUCCCUCUGAUCUCGAAAACCCCGAUGAAGAGAUGGUAUAUCGAAUCGACAAAGAUGAAUUCAGCAAUGGUAUGGCUAUCGUCCGGAACAAUCUUAUUUGCCUGAUGGACAAGGACCUGUUCCAAGCAAGGAACCUCAGACGCCUCAUCGUCGAAGGCCAGCCACCUGUCUUCAAGACUAGUUCCUCGGCGAAUAAGCUACCUGAUCCCGGCAGCCUCAACGUUGAUCAGAAAGAGGCUAUUACUAAGGUCAUGAGUGCGAAGGAUUACGCCCUGGUCUUGGGCAUGCCUGGAAAGAGUGUAUUGCUGACCUCUUACACCCACACGGCUGUUGACAAUAUCCUGCUGAAGAUCCGCGAUGACAACAUUCGUGUUCUGCGCAUUGGGGCUGCCACCAAAAUCCAUCCGGAGGUCCAACAGUUUGCAGACCUGGCGGCAAUCCCCAAAAAGACCAUCGAAGAGCUUAAAGACUCCUGGGAGAAACCACAGGUCGUGGCUACCACUUGCCUUGGUGUCAACCACAGCAUCUUCAAUCAACGGAUCUUUGACUAUUGCAUUGUUGAUGAGGCAUCGCAAAUCACACUCCCUGUUUGCUUGGGCCCAAUUCGCAUGGCAAGAACUUUCAUCUUGGUGGGUGACCACUACCAACUUCCUCCACUGGUACAGAACAAGGCAGCCCAGGAAGGAGGACUUGAUGUCAGUCUCUUUAAGCUCCUCUCUGACGCGCAGCCCGACUCGGUGGUCAACCUAGAGCAUCAGUAUCGUAUGUGCGAGGAGAUCAUGCUACUCUCGAACACUCUCAUCUACUCCGGUCGUCUAAAAUGCGGUACGCCUGAAGUUGCGGCCCGCUCCCUCGAUGUCCCGAACAUCAAUGCCUUGAAGCAAUUCCAUGCGGAUGGAUUCCACUCUUCUCAGCACCCACAUGACAUCUGUCCUGGGCCAAGCCAAGGUCAUUGCUGGCUGAAGGAUCUCAUCGAACCCUCUGCCAAGACUCUUCUGGUAAAUACAGACACUCUUGGAGCUGCUGCCCUAGAGAAUGCGCAGGGGCAGCGCGUGGUCAACCACAUGGAGACCAUACUCUGUUCUCAACUUGUAGAAGCGUUCAUCGCCAGCGGCAUCCCGGCCCGCAACAUCGGCGUUAUCACUUUCUACCGCAGUCAGCUAGCCCUACUUCGCCAGAAGCUUCGCAAAUACACACCCGACCUUGAGAUGCAUACCACGGACAAGUUCCAGGGCCGUGACAAAGAAGUCGUCAUCCUCAGCUGUGUUCGCAGCAACUCCGAAAAUCACGUCGGAGAUCUUCUGCGCGACUGGCGCCGAGUAAACGUCGCUUUCACCCGUGCCCGCACCAAGCUCCUGGUCGUCGGCAGCCGAUCAACGCUUCGCGACGGCAACGACCUCCUGUACAAGUAUGUUCGCCUGGUAGAAGGCAAGGGUGGGUAUACAACUUGCCGGAUCACGCGGCCGAGAGCCACGUUUUUGAUUCCGCGCUUGAGUCGACACAACUGCCAUACUUGUCUCCUGUGA
Messenger RNA from Penicillium maclennaniae, 4488 nucleotides. Its product is annotated as bifunctional ATP-dependent DNA helicase/ssDNA endodeoxyribonuclease DNA2. Bases 1 to 4488 code for a protein of 1495 amino acids. Gene Ontology annotation, cellular component: cytoplasm. Gene Ontology annotation, biological process: replication fork reversal. The record is from RefSeq and is a predicted model, not a curated record. The transcript is spliced from 7 exons. Gene Ontology annotation, molecular function: single-stranded DNA helicase activity; 5'-flap endonuclease activity. Lineage: Eukaryota; Fungi; Ascomycota; Eurotiomycetes; Eurotiales; Aspergillaceae.